UGUUCAGUUCCCGCCAAAUCUUGGGGUACUCCUGUCCAAGUCGAAUUCCAUGCUUCAUGGAGACUUUUGACUCUGCGGAUCUGCCUGAGCUGCUUAAGCUUUAUUACCGAAGGCUCUUUCCCUACGCACAAUACUAUCGCUGGCUCAACUAUGGCGGAGUUACAAAGAAUUACUUUCAAAACCGUGAAUUUUCAUUCACAUUGAAAGAUGAUAUUUACAUUCGCUACCAAUCCUUCAACAACCAGAGUGAACUGGAAAAGGAGAUACAGAAAAUGAAUCCAUACAAGAUUGAUAUAGGUGCAGUAUAUUCCCACAGACCCAGUCAACACAAUACAGUGAAGCUGGGAGCUUUCCAAGCUCAGGAAAAAGAGCUGGUAUUUGACAUUGACAUGACUGAUUACGAUGAUGUGAGGAGAUGUUGUAGUUCUGCAGACAUAUGUUCUAAGUGUUGGACCCUCAUGACAAUGGCCAUACGCAUCAUUGACAGAGCACUGAAGGAGGACUUUGGAUUUAAGCAUCGUCUCUGGGUAUAUUCUGGAAGGAGAGGUGUUCAUUGUUGGGUCUGUGAUGAAUCAGUUAGAAAAUUAUCUUCUGCAGUGCGUUCUGGAAUAGUUGAGUAUUUGAGUCUUGUAAAGGGUGGUGCAGACAUUAAAAAGAAAGUUCACCUCAGUGAAAAAAUCCACCCUUUUGUCAGAAGAUCUAUAAACAUCAUAAAAAAAUACUUUGAAGAAUAUGCUUUGGUUGGUCAAGAUAUUCUUGAAGAUAGAGAAAGCUGGGAUAAGAUUUUAGCCCUUGUUCCUGAAAUGAUGCAUGAUGAACUUCAAAGAGACUUCCAAAAAUGUCAGAGUUCACUUCAGCGUUGGGAACAUUUGAAGGACACAGCCAGUAAAUAUCAGAGUAACAACAAAAAUGACAAAUGUGGACCCUGGCUAGAGUGGGAGAUCAUGCUUCAAUACUGUUUUCCACGGCUGGAUAUCAAUGUUAGCAAAGGAAUCAAUCAUUUACUGAAGAGCCCUUUUAGCGUUCAUCCUAAAACAGGUCGUAUUUCUGUCCCUAUUGACUUACAAAAAGUGGAUCAAUUUGAUCCAUUUGCUGUUCCAACCAUAAGCUCUAUCUGCCAUGAACUGAAUAUCAUUUCCACUAAUGAAGAGGAAAAUGAAGCUGAAUCUGAUGUCAAGCGUAAAACUAGAGGUUAUAAGAAGACUGGUCUAGCUCCCUAUGUGAAAGUUUUUGAGCAGUUUCUUGAAAAACUGGAUGAAUCCCGAAAAGGAGAACUUCUCAAGAAGAGUGAUUUACAGAAAGAUUUCUGAAGAUAACAACUCCCUUCAAAACAACACAGGUAUCUUCUACCAUCAAACAAGGAUCAAAUACUUCAAGAGCCAUUUAACAAAUAUGGCAGAAACAUG
Messenger RNA from Orycteropus afer afer, 1406 nucleotides. RefSeq names its product DNA primase subunit 1 (gene PRIM1). Lineage: Eukaryota; Metazoa; Chordata; Mammalia; Tubulidentata; Orycteropodidae. Gene Ontology annotation, cellular component: alpha DNA polymerase:primase complex. The record is from RefSeq and is a predicted model, not a curated record. Gene Ontology annotation, biological process: DNA replication, synthesis of primer.